AUACCCCAUCCCAAAAUGGCGUGGCCUAAAGAAAAAAUUGGCAUCUUCUUGAGGUAACUCGUGCUCUUCUUUUUCAUAUGAAAGUUCCUAAACACUUUUGGGCAAAUGCAGUUUCUACGGCAUAUUUUUUUAUUAAUCGUAUGUCGUCUUCUGUCCUUAAUGAGGAUAUUCCUUAUACUGCUUUAUUUCCUACAAAAUCUUUGUUGCCCUUUGAACCACGUAUUUUUAGUUGUACCUGUUUUGUGCGUGAUGUUCGCCCACAGGUUACUAAAUUGAAUCCGAAGUCUCUCAAAUGUGUCUUCCUUGGGUACUCCCGCUCCAAAAGGGUACUGCUAUUUCUCUCCUACUCUUAAUUGUUAUCUUGUUUCUGCAAAUGUCAUAUUUUUUGAGUCCACUCCAUUCUUUCCUCAAUCAUCUAUGUAUGAGGUUAGGGGGAGGAGGAUGAUCUUUUAAUAUAUACUGUCUAAUCAAUGUCUAGUCCUCUCCCACAGCCUGUUCAUUCUGUCUCUAGACCUACUCGACCUCCCGUUGUUCAUAUUUAUUCUAGGAAAUUGGAGAUUCCUGACUCAGAUCCUCCACCAACUACUUCGUUGGGAGAUCCUGUACUACAUACUGAUCAUGAUUCUGACCUAAACUUACCCAUUGCUCUUCGUAAAGGUAAGCGUUCAUGCACUUAUCCUAUAUCUUCUUUUGUUUCUUAUAAUCAAUUGUCUUCUUGUUCUCGGUGUUUUGUUACUUCUUCAGACUCUGUUCCUAUUCAUAAUAUUGUUGGUGAGGCACUGUUUCAUCCUGGCUGGUGUGCUGCUAUGAAAGAGGAAAUGGGGGUUUUAGAUGCUAAUGGUACAUGGGAACUGUUGCCUUUGCCCACUGCUGCAUAUGAUUGGCCCCUGCACCAAUUGGAUGUCAAGAAUGUUUUCCUUCAUGGUGAUCUUCAGGAGGAGGUGUAUAUGGAGCAACCACCUAGGUUUGUUGCUUAGGGGAGUUGGGUAAAGUUUGUAGGCUUCGAAAGUCUCUUUAUGGCUUGAAACUAAGUCCUAGGGCCUGGUUUGGGAGAUUCAGUGAAGUAGUACAAGAAUUUGGUAUGCAAAAGAGUAAGUGUGAUCACUCAGUAUUUUAUAGGCAAUCUAAGGCUGGUCUAAUUCUCCUGGUAGUCUAUGUGGAUGACAUUGUCAUCAUUGGAAGUGACUCUACAGAUAUUUUAUCUCUUAAAACGUUCCUCAAAACCUAGUUUCAGACCAAAGACUUGGGAUUGUUAAAGUAUUUCUUGGGUAUUGAGGUUAUGGGAAGUAAGAAGGGUAUUUUCUUGUCUCAAAGAAAAUAUAUCCUUGAUCUAUUGACAGAGACAGGAAAAUUAGGUGCUAAGCCUUGCAGUACACCAAUGGCUCCAAAUUUAUAACUGUUAGUAGGGGAUAGUGAGUUGUUUGAAGAUCCAGAGAGAUACAGGAGAUUGGUAGGAAAAUUGAAUUACCUUAUAGUCAUUCGUCUUGACAUUGCUUAUGCUGUUAGUGUGGUAAGUCAGUUUAUGUCUUCCCCAACUGUUGCUCAUUGGAAAGCCUUGGGAUAAAUCUUGUGUUAUUUGAAGUGCGCUCCAGGAAGAGGUUUGUUAUAUGGUAAUCAUGGACAUUUGAAUGUUGAAUGU
Hevea brasiliensis (rubber tree) is the source of this 1639-nucleotide messenger RNA. RefSeq lists its product as uncharacterized. The record is from RefSeq and is a predicted model, not a curated record. The transcript has 2 exons. NCBI's taxonomy places the organism in Eukaryota, Viridiplantae, Streptophyta, Magnoliopsida, Malpighiales, Euphorbiaceae. The coding region runs from base 471 to 977 and encodes 168 amino acids.